AGGAAGAAAAUAUAGCACUCCGCCUAAUAAAGCAACAUUCAGACAUCGAAGAACCAGAAAGCAGUCCAGCAUCACCUGAGGAACCUUUCACUGGUCAUACUGGAACCACUGGAAGAGCAUACUUUGAUGAACCUGGUUACGUGAACGGAGGAGCUAGGGAUUCAGACCCUUACGUGAGGAACAGGUUCAACCAGGCUGCAUCAGACAAUCUACCCAGUAAUAGACCAGUGCCUGAUACAAGGAAUGCUAUGUGUCGACUAAAGAAAUACGACGAUGACUUGCCGCAGACCAGCAUCAUUAUCACAUUCCACAACGAAGCCAGAUCCACACUACUGAGGACCAUCGUCAGUGUUCUAAAUAGGAGUCCGGAGCAUCUGAUUAAAGAAAUUAUCCUGGUUGACGACUUCAGUGAUAACCCCGAGGAUGGGGCAGCUCUCCGCGCGAUCCGUAAGGUUAAGGUGAUUCGGAACUCGAAACGCGAGGGUCUGAUGAGGUCCAGGGUCCGAGGAGCUGAUGCUGCAGUGGCUCCUGUGCUCACCUUCCUGGACUCCCACGUGGAGUGCAACGUGCAUUGGCUGGAACCGCUGUUGCAGAGGGUGAAAGAGGAUCCAACUCGAGUAGUCUGCCCAGUGAUCGAUGUCAUCAGUAUGGAUACAUUCCAGUACAUCGGUGCGUCGGCGGACCUGCGCGGCGGGUUCGAUUGGAACCUGGUUUUCAAGUGGGAAUACCUAGGCCACGCUGAACGUAGCGCUCGGCUGAGUGACCCCACCCAGGUGAUCCGGACUCCGAUGAUCGCUGGGGGGCUGUUCAGCAUGGACCGCAAGUACUUCAGCAAGCUUGGCAAGUAUGACAUGAAGAUGGACGUCUGGGGAGGAGAGAAUUUGGAGAUCUCGUUUAGACUGCAACCGAAACUGACGCCAAUCAUCAAGAAACCUAAUUAUGAAAUUCAACUUGUAACAGAAAUAUCCUAUCAUUCCAGGGUUUGGCAAUGCGGUGGCUCCUUGGAGAUUGUUCCAUGCUCUCGAGUGGGCCACGUCUUCAGGAAGCGACACCCCUACACCUUCCCUGGUGGAUCUGGAGCAGUCUUCGCUAGGAACACGAGGAGAGCUGCUGAAGUGUGGAUGGAUGAUUAUAAGGAGCUAUAUUAUCGGUCUCAGCCGUUGGCCAAGCAAGUUGAUUAUGGAGACAUAUCAGAACGAGUGGAUCUUCGUCAGAAGCUUCACUGCAAACCUUUCCGUUGGUACCUAGAACACGUGUAUCCAGAACUGCAAGUACCAGCGCUGAAAGAAGCUUCUCAUGUCAUCAAACAAGGAGUCAGGUGUCUAGAUACCAUGGGACAUCUUGUUGAUGGGAGCUUAGGCCUGUACCCCUGCCACUACACAGGUGGCAACCAAGAAUGGCGUUUCGAAAACGGUCUCAUCCGUCACCAUCGUCUCUGCGUCUCGCUCUCAUCAGAAGACCGCGUCACCGCAGUCCUGGCUGCCUGCGACCCUACAGAUGAUGCACAAAUUUGGCGACGACAGGGACCUUUGAUCAGACAUGCCAAACUCGACGCAUGCCUCGACACAGCAAGACCAGCCCUCUACAUAGAACAAUGUGAUGAAGACAAACCCAGCCAACAGUUCAGUUUUUAAAGAAAGACAGUAAUAGAAAGAAUGAGAUCAAAACUAGUGAAGAAACAUCUCCAUUACAGGAGAUGCGGAUAAAAACAGAUAAUACAACAGAAGAACCACACGUUCUUCUGUACCUACAUUUAAAGAGAAGAAUUUGUUCUCAGUUUCAACACACACAAUUACAAAACUGUAGAUUCGGUAAGUAUUUCCGCAGAAUCAAUUGCAGCUGAGAAUAUUACACGAAGAAGAAGAAACAAGGACAUGAGAAUAGAGGGAGUAAUGAAAGGGAUAGUGAUCUAAACAUUAUCAGGGAUAUAGUCACAAAUAAGACUUGUAAUACUUCGCUUUACACCACAUUAGCUUCGGUACGACAGUACCCCUAGUAUUAGGGCACCGUAAUCUUCCUC
This is a messenger RNA of Spodoptera littoralis (African cotton leafworm), 2020 nucleotides long. The record is from the annotation of a GenBank genome assembly. Lineage: Eukaryota; Metazoa; Arthropoda; Insecta; Lepidoptera; Noctuidae.